Callorhinus ursinus (northern fur seal) is the source of this 3730-nucleotide messenger RNA. It is a transcript of the gene RECQL5, whose product is annotated as RecQ like helicase 5. Gene Ontology annotation, biological process: regulation of DNA-templated transcription; double-strand break repair via homologous recombination. Gene Ontology annotation, cellular component: chromosome; cytoplasm; nucleus. Gene Ontology annotation, molecular function: nucleic acid binding; four-way junction helicase activity; 3'-5' DNA helicase activity. The record is from RefSeq and is a predicted model, not a curated record. NCBI's taxonomy places the organism in Eukaryota, Metazoa, Chordata, Mammalia, Carnivora, Otariidae.
GAUAUAAGGUUGAGUGGGUUUUACCUGACGCUGAUUCCCAGCCAUUUGGCUCCUCAGAAUUUAGUGUGGCUUAUGGGGGUCCUCGAGUAGUUCCCGAUCGGCGGGCAGCAGCGGCCCAGCAAGAGUCUUCGCUCCCGGGUGGCCCACGCCCAGCUCUGUGUCUGUCGCUAAGAUGAGCACCCGCCCUUCUUUUGACCCUGAACGUCGAGUCCGGAGCACGUUGAAGAAGGUCUUUGGGUUUGACUCUUUUAAGACACCUUUACAGGAGAGUGCGACCAUGGCCAUAGUGAAAGGUGACAAGGAUGUCUUUGUGUGCAUGCCCACAGGGGCAGGAAAAUCCCUUUGCUAUCAGCUCCCUGCUCUGUUGGCCAAAGGCAUCACCAUCGUAAUCUCUCCACUCAUUGCUCUGAUUCAGGACCAGGUGGACCACUUGCUGGCCCUGAAGGUACGAGUGAAUUCCCUGAACUCCAAGCUCUCGGCACAGGAGAAAAAGGAGCUGCUCUCUGAUCUAGAACAAGAAAAGCCACAGACCAAACUUCUGUACAUCACGCCGGAGAUGGCGGCUUCAGCCUCCUUCCAGCCCACCCUGAACUCACUGGUGUCCCGCCACCUGCUCUCCUACCUGGUGGUGGACGAAGCUCAUUGUGUUUCUCAGUGGGGGCACGACUUCCGUCCUGACUACUUGCGCCUGGGUACCCUCCGUUCACGCCUGGCACAUGCCCCAUGCGUGGCUCUGACUGCCACAGCCACCCUGCAAGUCCAAGAGGAUGUGUUUGCUGCCCUGCACCUGAAGCAGCCAGUUGCCAUCUUCAAGACUCCCUGCUUUCGGGCCAACCUCUUCUAUGAUGUGCAGUUCAAAGAACUGCUUUCAGAUCCCUAUGGGAACCUGAGGGACUUCUGCCUUAAGGCUCUUGGACAGAAGGCUGAUAAAGGGUUGGUCUCUGGCUGCGGCAUUGUCUACUGCAGGACCCGAGAGGCUUGCGAACAGCUGGCGACAGAGCUCAGUUACAGGGGUUUGAGUGCCAAGGCUUACCAUGCAGGGCUGAAGGCUUCCGAAAGAACGCUGGUGCAGAAUGAGUGGAUGGAGGAGAAGGUCCCUGUCAUUGUUGCAACCAUUAGUUUUGGGAUGGGAGUGGACAAAGCCAAUGUCAGGUUUGUUGCCCACUGGAAUAUUGCCAAGUCUAUGGCUGGGUACUACCAAGAGUCUGGCCGGGCAGGCAGGGACGGGAAGCCUUCCUGGUGCCGUCUCUAUUACUCCAGGAAUGACCGGGACCAAGUCAGUUUCCUGAUCAGGAAGGAAGUAGCAAAACUCCAGGAAAAGAGAGGGAACAAAGCAUCUGAUAAAGCUGCUGUCUUGGCCUUUGAUGCCCUGGUGACCUUCUGUGAAGAAUUGGGGUGCCGCCAUGCUGCCAUUGCCAAGUACUUUGGGGAUGCGCCCCCUGCCUGCACCGAGGGCUGUGACCACUGCCGGGACCCUGUGGCCCUGCGGAAGCAGCUGGAGGCCUUGGAGCACAGAAGCAGCUGGAACAAGACUUGCAUCGGGCCUUCCCAGGGGAAUGGCUUUGACCCUGAGCUGUAUGAGGGAGGCCGCCGGGGCUAUGGGGGCUUCAGCAGGUAUGACGAAGGUUCUGGAGGCAGUGGGGACGAGGGCAGAGACGAGGCCCACAAGCGGGAGUGGAAUCUCUUCUACCAGAAACAGAUGAGCCUACGCAAGGGCAAAGACCCCAAGAUAGAAGAAUUUGUGCCCCCAGAUGAGGACUGUCCCCUGAAAGAGGCUUCUAGCAGGAAGAUCCCCAGACUCACUGUGAAGGCCCGUGAGCACUGCCUGGGGCUUCUGGAGGAGGCUCUGAGCAGUAACCGCCAGGCCACAGGUACCACCCAUGGACCUGAUCUCCAGGCCAAGGCUGUGGAGCUGGAACAUGAGAUGUUCCGAAAUGCCAAGGCAGCCAACCUGUACAAGGCCAGUGUGCUGAAGAAGGUGGCUGAGAUCCACAGAGCCUCUAAGGAUGGGCAGCUCUACGAUGUGGGGAGCGAUACCAGGAGUUGCAGUGCACAGGCCCAGCCCCCAGAGCCCACCGAGUAUGACAUCCGGCCGGCCUCCCAGGUGUACUCGCUCAAACCCAAGCGGGUAGGAGCUGGUUUCCCCAGAGGCUCCUGCUCAUUCCAGACGGCCACUGAGCUGAUGGAGAAGACGUGGGCUGAGGAGCAAGCCCCCCAGCCAGUGUGGGGAGGUGAGCAGGAGCCCCCCAGCCAGCCCCACAGCCUCCAGGGGGAGGACUGCAAUGAGCCCCUCCUUGGGCCCAGAGGAGAGGCCCUUGGAAGCAGUGCUCAUUGUGGGGGGUCCUCCCCUGAGAAGAAGGUGAAAAGCCCCUCCAAGGGCGGUGCCAAGGCCCGGGCCAGCAAGAAGCAGCAGCUCCUAGCCGCAGCGGCCCUCAAGGAUUCACAGAACAUCGCCCGCUUCUGCCAAAGGGCCAGGAGCCCAUCUCCCCUCACCUUAGCCCCAGGGGCAGAAGGUGCUGGCCCUUCCUGUGAGGGAGUGCAGGGACCCCCAGCAGCCCCAGAGAAGUGCGCAAGGGAGGAUGGAGCCCUGGGGUGUUUGGCUGCGCCCCCCCAGACCAAGGAGUGCACCAGGGAGAGGCCAAGAGCCUGCACACUCAGAGACCAGGGGCCCCCUGAAGGCCAGCCCACCCCCACAAAGGAGACACACAGGGGCAAGCGGUCCAGACCCCAGCAGGAGAACCCAGAGAACCGGGCUCAGAAGAGGCCUCGCCCCUCAGCCAAUGCCUCCAUCAUAGCUGAGGCCAAGGACAGCAUCGCGGCCAGCAAUCAGGGCACCUUGAACCCCACAGCCCAAGAUUCCUGCCUUCUCCCAGCCCCUGGCAUCUCCCUCAAGGAGGCUGCAAAUGUUGUGGUCAAAUGCCUGACCCCUUUCUAUAAGGAGGGCAAGUUUGCAUCCAAGGAAUUAUUUAAAGCCUUUGCCCGCCACCUCUCACACUCACUGGCUCAGAAGGCUUCUCCUGGAAGGAGCGUGAAGGAAGAGGCCCAGAAUUUCAUCAAGCAGUUUUUUCAUGGUCGGGCCCGCUGCGAGAGUGAAGCUGACUGGCACGGCCUGUGUGAGCCACAAAGAUGACCAGCUCCUGCCUGCUAGGGCCGGAGUGCUCCCCCAGCCUCAGCUGCGGGCCCGGGCCCUGCUCAGGAACGGGGAAGGUGGGGAGCCUGCGGCCAUCAGGGCCAUCCUCUUUGCUCAGGGGCCAUACCUUCCAACCAUACGUUGCUUUGGAGAUGGCCCCAGUCGCCUCCCAAAUCAAGGCCAAGGGCCAGAGGCCAGCCACUUUCUGCUUGCAGGGUCUCAGGUCUUCUUCCGCCUAGCCUCCCCACCUCUCUUGGUUGGGUUUUCCGAACCAGAUUCCCAGAUUAGAAGCUUGGGGCGGGGGGUGUGGCUGCUGCCAGGGGAACAGGAGGAAAGAAUUGUAGGCCAGGGCAAGGCCACCUGUCCGAGGCAUUGGACCGCCUCAGGAAGAGCCCUGCUGGCCUCGGGUUCUCGGCCCACCACCCCUUUCCCUUGCGUUGCCAGCUUCUGGCCUGGCCCCAGGUGCAGCUUGGGAGCCGGGCAGCAACCAGGCCCUGCUCUCUGCUCAGCUCCUGGUCAGGAAGGCUGGGCUGGACGGAGACUUAGCAGAGAAAUAAAGUCCUGUUGGUUUUGACACCGCCCUCCCCCCCCACAAACACA